CUUCUCCGCGCCGGGGAGCCGCGAUGGUGCGCUCCGGCCAGCUGUGCGCCGCCGAGUGAGGCGCCAGCCUGUGGGUGCUGCCGGGGGCGGUGGCGCGGAGGGGGGUACAACUGGCGGUGGCGCGGGUCGCGGUGCUCCGCUUGUGGCCGGGGGCGAAGGUGACGACGGGUCGCGAGGUGCUGGUGCUGCUGAGCAGUUCCGGGCCCGGAUCCCUUGUCUCCGUGUGUGGCGGCCCAGCUAUCGACCCCGGGUCCGCGCCAGCAGGAGCCUGGGGAGAAAUCAGCGGCGGCGCGACUGCUGGCGGCGGCCGGCUGGAUGCGAGACCUGCGUGGACCGGGCGGCGGACAGCGGUUGUCGACUCCGAGAAGCGGAUCGCCCAGCAGAGGAACCCGACCGCUCUGGCCAUGGCCUCCAACUUUAACGACAUAGUCAAGCAGGGCUACGUGAAAAUCCGCAGCAGGAAGCUAGGGAUAUUCAGACGAUGCUGGUUGGUUUUUAAGAAGGCUUCUAGCAAGGGACCCAGAAGGCUAGAAAAGUUUCCAGAUGAAAAGGCAGCUUAUUUCAGAAACUUUCACAAGGUAACUGAACUGCACAACAUCAAAAAUAUAACCAGACUGCCUCGAGAGACAAAGAAGCAUGCAGUGGCAAUUAUCUUUCAUGACGAAACGUCAAAGACAUUUGCUUGUGAGUCAGAGCUGGAGGCUGAGGAGUGGUGCAAGCACCUUUGCAUGGAAUGCCUGGGGACAAGACUGAAUGACAUCAGCCUAGGGGAGCCUGACCUACUGGCAGCUGGGGUGCAGCGGGAACAGAAUGAACGAUUCAAUGUUUAUCUUAUGCCUACACCCAACCUGGAUAUUUAUGGUGAAUGCACAAUGCAGAUCACUCAUGAGAAUAUCUAUCUCUGGGAUAUCCACAAUGCGAAGGUCAAGCUAGUGAUGUGGCCUCUUAGCUCGCUGAGGAGAUAUGGUCGGGAUUCAACUUGGUUCACCUUCGAGUCAGGAAGAAUGUGUGACACAGGAGAAGGACUAUUCACUUUUCAAACAAGGGAAGGAGAAAUGAUCUAUCAGAAGGUCCACUCUGCAACACUGGCUAUAGCUGAGCAGCACGAAAGAUUAAUGCUAGAAAUGGAGCAGAAGGCCCGGCUGCAGACAAGCUUGACUGAGCCGAUGACGUUAUCGAAAUCCAUCUCUCUUCCUCGGAGUGCAUACUGGCAUCACAUUACACGUCAGAACAGUGUUGGGGAAAUCUACAGCUUGCAAGGUCAUGGGUUUGGUUCAUCAAAGAUGUCCAGGGCACAGACAUUUCCCAGCUAUGCUCCAGAACAGAGUGAAGAGGCUCAGCCACCAUUGUCACGGUCCAGCAGCUAUGGAUUCAGCUAUAGCUCCAGCCUCAUUCAAUGACACACUGAGGCCACCACUGACCAGCAAGACAGUCUGUCUUGGACCUGCCAUGGGGUCAUUUCGUCCCAUGCUUCCUGGAAGACCAAUUGCAGUACAAUUUAACAUUGGUAGGGCCUAGUCCCAACUAGAAGGUUAAAAACUGGAGUUCUGCUUCCUUGAUUCAGUGGUUAAGUCCUUUAUUUAUUGAAUUUCUAUGGGGGAAAUCUAUGUUUUACCCCCCCAAAAAAUAGAACCCAAUAAUAUGAGCACUCAUCUAAAUAAGAAAAAUUCUUUGUGUCUGACAUUAGCAGAAGUUUUGGUACUGGGAAAUUUUUCCACUCCAGUUUGAGCCUGGCUGUCACUAACAUUUGUCCUUAAGGUUAGGUGCUUUUGUUUAGACAUAUGGCCUGUGUUUAGACAUAUGAUGACCUACUGCAAGCCCUGUGACUUUUUCAGUUUUGGCAGAAAGAAGUCAAGUGAGCUCUACAGAUGGCAUCUUUACUCUCUAUGUAAAAAUAUCCAGUGUUAAUAAUGGCGUGUAAAGUUAGAAUACUCCAUUAAGAAGGGCCCUGUAGCUUGAGUUUGUGUGUGUGUGUGUGUGUGUGUGUGUGUGUGUGUGUGUGUGUGUGUGAGUAUAGCCACGGAUAUUGCUAUAGCAACCUACAGAUAAGUAUAUAUCAUCAAUACUGAGGGUGAUAGGAUAUGCUCUCUUAAAUUAUUGAAAACUAAUUUGUUGCAUUCAAAUUGAUUGUUAUGUUGAUGUUAGAAUUUUUUUUAAAGGCCCCCUACUAGCAACAGUAUUUCUGUAGUCCGCUCGGAUCCUAUAAGGAGUAUGUGUGGAAACUCAAGAGGAAAGUGUUUUGGAAGCAGGAUAACACGCCUAGCUGUCCUGUAUGUUGGUUGUCAUAUUGUAUGUCUAGUUAGUGUUGCCUUGUUAUUGAUUGUUUCUUCCCUUGGCCAUCCAUCAGAAGUACUUGAGGAAUUGGUGUAAUAUCCAACUCCAAAUGGAGACUCCAAAAUGUUGGAGAAAGACAUAAAACUGAUCUUAAAGUAAACUCAGCCAUCAUGUAGUCAAGAGAGGAGAACAAAUGUUAUACAAAAAUAAAUGUUAGGAUUUUAAAUUUCACAGACGAAUUUCACAAAGGCCAUCAUUAUUGAGGCUUGGCAUUCACUGUGAAAUCAGAACUUACUUGGCUUUAAUUUUUUCUUAUACUGAACUUACUUGGCUGGGAUGAAAGGAGAAAAUGUUUCACUUGUAAACUUUUUUAGCUCUAAAAUAUGACAAACUACCAAGUUGGAGGGAAAAUAGGAAAUUCCACUCAAAGAGGAAAAGUCUGGCUAAUUCGGGUCAAAAUAGAAAUGUUUGCUGGGUAAAAGUAUAAAUUACUAUGCCUGACUCACCUGAUGUCAUGUGCCUAAUCCAGAUAUCUAUCAAGGAGUCCAGAUCAUAUUUAAAGAACAAAAAAUCCACGAUUAGGCAAGAGGAAAACCUGACUUUCUUUUCCAUAUUAGCAAAUGUUCUAUCAAAGUUAGUCUGUUAAAAGGAACCUUUCUCUGAUCCCCAUCAGGAUUUCCUUCAUCCUUAUCCAUAGAUGAAGAGCAGACUGACAACUCAUUUCAGUGAAUUACUACUGAGUAAAGUGUUUAUGCAUCCUUCCUUGAUAAAUGUGCACUUACUGCAACUACCUACACUCCCCAAAUCACUCAGAUAGGUAUGAAAACCCUAUAAAGACUAAUCAUACGAGUUAAUGUGGCUGUGAAAAAUAAUUACCUUAAGUCUUCAGGGAUACAAAGAAAAUUGCCCAAACUCUGCACUGUGGAUUUUGCUGACACAGCAGAAGAGCAAAUGACUGGGUCCUACUGAGGACAGAGGAUACAGCCAUUCCUGGAAUCCCACUUUUCAGGGUUAAUGCCUCUGAGUUUCUUUAACACAUGGCAUCCACUGUAGAAAUGCCAUUAGUAAAUACACCAGAGCAACUCUGAGCUGAGAUUGUUCUAGCACGGUUCCUAGUGUGGCCAUCAGAGAGAGCCUCUUGCUGGCUCACUGAGUCGAGCUGUUGCUUAGACACCACAAGUUUCUACAAGGAACUUAUGGGGAAAGGCCCUGAGGGGGUCUUGAUUCACAUCUCAGCUUUAUCAAUGUGCCAGAAGCACAGAUAGCAAGUCCAGUAGGAUUCUGCUAAUUAUGAGUCUGCUCUUGUGUCUCUUUGGUGGGAGACAAGUACUCACAUAAAGUAGCUUCACCAUUUGGUUCUGAUCAUUCACAAUGAGUUUCAUUGAGAAGGAACCAAAAGUUAUACAUAAGUUUAGGCCAGUACUUUUUUUUUUCCUAAAGAUAGUGUCAUGAAAAGAGUGUAUGAGAGACAUACCUCCUUAGUCUUUUAACCAAUCUCAUCAUACUGAGAAUAAUACUGUAAAAUAUUUCAUGAAAAACUUUUGGAGCUUUAUUCUAGCAUACUCCUCCAAGUAUACUUAAAAUUUUCAGCUAAGUCAAAACUACUCAGAAAAGCAGUAGGAGAAUUUAUAGUAGCCUAAUAUGCUUGACAUGAGGCAAUGAUUAUUGUAAUAAAAGAGACAAACAGAUGAACCUAUAUAAACCAAAGAUGAGAAGAUACUUGUGGCAGUCUCCCGUAGCCUCAUAAAACCUAUUCCACCAUAAAUGCUAGAAUGGCUGUGGGCAUGUGUUAGCUCACCUGAACCUGUAGGUUCUUGACUUAAGAUGCCUCUAUACUUUCUCAUUUUGAGGGAGAGACUACUAUGCACCAAAGACAUCUUUACGCUCCUUCUGAGUAUAACUCAGUUGGGCUUCCACUCAGAUUUAUACAGAGCUAUGAAGAUGGUUACCAUAUCAAUAUCAAGCUGAUGGAGACAAAUGAUAAAAGAGGCUGAUGUGCAUGAGAAAGUCUCCUCUCAAAGUCUGGAGGUAUACAUGUUUUUACAUAAAUAUUUGAUGAGGGAGGUUGGGUUUUUUUUUGUACCAUAGUGAUAAAUUAAUAUACAUGCAACCUGUGACACAUAACAUUGCAUCAAAUAUGCAGAAAAGUGUAAAUGAACUUGGACCACUGUUUUACUAUUCUGGUGGGGUGGGGAUUUGGGACAAAAUCACAUCUUUUAUUAAGUGAUUGAACAACAACAAAAAAUUUUUUUGCACUCAGAGCUAAUUUACUCAGACCAGUUGGAAAUAGUUUUGAAUCAGUAGCUUUUGGCCACUGCCACAAUUUGAAUUUAAUAAAAUUUAAAUAGAUAUCUAGAGCAAGCCUUUUGCUGGUUCAGAAUGAAGCCAUUGUUUCAUACAUUAGGGAAGAUGCUGUUUGACAGUGCAUGUAAAAUGAAAAGAAGCAUAUUCACUGGAACCAAACCUUUCCUCAUUCUAGUAUCUAGACAAUUAGUUCCAGUGUGCAAUUCUUCUGCUUUCACUGGGAAAUUUUGUUUGAAAAUCAUUCAUCCUUCUUAUAAAAUUACCAGCCAUUCAUAUCUCUCAUCUAACAUAGAAGCCAUGGGGUGAUAAAUAUCUACACACUGUUAGUUGUAGAUUUUACAAUCCAAUUUAUUGCAUGUGGUAUCCUUAUAGUGGAUAUUAAAAUAUAUCAUAAAGGCUAAUGUCUAACUCUCAUUUUUUUGGCCAAGAUCUCACAAAAUUAUGUUUUGAGAAAGCAUGUAUAAUUUAUUUCUUUGAUAAUUGGAAUCACAUACAAAAUAAUCAUUAGUGCUACAGUGAAAGCAAACUAAGGUAAUUACAUUAUCAUUAUUUUUUUUAAAUGUACUCCUGUCUUGACUAUUUUAAUACAGCACAAUAAGUGGGCAGUAUACAUUCAGUGGUCCUGAGAUUUAGGCCCUUACUACUUAAUAUUUCACAAAGUACAAAUGUAAUGUUAAUGACUGCUCCAAAUGAAAAUUAUAUAUAUAUAUUCUCCUAAUUUAUUAAUGUGUCUAUUCAUAUAAUGCAAUUACUUCCUUUUACAGUCAUUAGUUAUAUAAUCUUUGGAUUACCACCUUCUCAAAAAUAGACCCCCCCCCAAAGGGUGUUUUUUGUGUAUGUAAUCUUGGUUUUAAAAUUAAGUAAUAUGCUACACAAAUAAAUUUCUAGCCUAGGUUAUAAAAUUUAUGGAAAUUACCCAUGAAAAAAAGUAGAGUCAAUUGGAAAUGAUUAGUCUGUAGGAUAAUUUGAGCUAAAUGAUAAAGAAUCCAUUGACACAGACAGCAUGACACUUGGACCCUACUCUUCCAAGAUUUAGAAUUUCUUCUGUGUGGUAGAUUUUGCCUUCUUUAGUCUAGUACUAUGUGCAGGUGAAAAACAAUCAUAUUAUGUCUUAACAUUUGCAUAGAAAACACAUUACCAACAAAUGUACUUCUUUUAGUUUGUGGAAAAAAAUUAAUACAAAGGAAGGUAUAUAAACUGCAAUUUUGUAAUUCCAGAAUUGCUUUUUGUGGGCAACUUCUUUUGGAAUUUUGCCAUGAAGUUGUGUUCUCAGUGAAAAGGACUACUUGGUCAGUAUACACAGAGAAACAGAAAUCCCCAUAUUUAUGUACUCUAAAUGAAUUAUAAGGGUCACCUGCCUUUUUGUGUGUGGACAUGAGCCCAUUCUUUCUUACUCAAGAGUGUGAACCUUGAAAUAUCUCUACAGUUAUUCUCAGAGAAGAAAGCUUAAAUAGUUUUAUAAGUUUUGUGCAAAAAUCUUGAGACGCCAGACACAUUUUUAAGAUGGGAUUAAACCGUGGCAGCAAUGGAAAGGUCAAACAGAGUGAAAGAUUCCUUUUAUGUUUCCCUGGUGGUGGGGGGAACCUGAAACCUGAGGGCUUUGUAGUUUGUUCAGAGGCAAUAAACAGCUGGGAAGGUUUUUCUCCUGCUCUCCGUGAAUGUUCCCUGGCACCACCCAUCUCUCAGCAGGAAGUGGUGGGAAAUGAGAAAUAGCUUAUGGCUCAGAAUAUCUAAGCCCUGGUACCUUGAAAUGCUCUCCUUUCAUUCUUACUUUUUUUUUUGUCUUAGAUUCAUCACCAACAUACCCCAAAAAGCUUUUCUGUGAGCAACUCAUUCCGUUGAUGGCUAUAAACAUUUUCAUUUAUAAAUUGUCAAACAGUGCUUUAUUACCUCAAAUAAUAAGCAACCUAAAACUUAAGGCAAUGUUUUUCUUGUUGUUGUUUGUCUGUUUUUACCAUUUUUCUUUUUGCCCACUAACAACUUAUAUGAUAACCAUGAUUAUUAUUAUUUUAGGGAACUUUAUCACUUCAGAGGACAUUAUGGCACCAUUGUCAAUAACUUUUAUCACAACAGCAUUAGAUAGCUGAUGGCAUUAGGGUUACAUUCUUUCAUGGAAACUACACAGUUUCCAUUCUUAAAAAAUAUUAAAGAUUAGAAUUUAUAUUCAGAUAUCAUAUUCAUCAUAUUUUUCUUUAUGAAUUUAAGUGGGCACUAUUUUAAUUAUUUGAAAUUUAGAUGAAUAAGAAAAAAGUUUAAAAAUUACCUUUUAGUUGUAAAUUUCAGACACUUUUCCUCAAGGUUAAGUAUUAUGAUUCUGUAAAUAUUUGUAAAGGAAAAUUUUUCUUGUAAGAGAACUAUCCCUUGUAGGAAUUUCACAGAUACAGUAAGCUUUAUUUUAAUGUAUUUAAUUUUCUCUGACAAUAUCCCUAAUCUGAAAUCCUCAUGUUGAUUAAUACAAAUAACUUACAAAUGUAUCACUCACACAAUGGUUUUAGCCUAAGCAUAUAAAAUCAAUCCUCUCUGUAAACAGAACUGUGUAUUACUGGAAUAAACUACCUAGCUAUAAACAGGGGUGCAGAAGUUGAAAACCAACCACUGUUUGAAGUCACUCAAAAUGCCCAUAGUCUCAGAAGAAUCAAGUAUUUGAAUUUUAUAAACAAAAAUUCUAUGAAAAAGAAAGAUAUGAUUUAAUUUUAAGCCACUGCAGGAUUUCUCUCAGAAGAACCAUCUUGAGAGAAACACAUCUCACAGACCACAGGGUAUGUGAGAAAUGGACAGAAUGAAGGCAACAUGCAGAACAGUGAUGCUUGCUCUUCAUAGCAAUCAGAAGUGCACAUAAUUACUAUGAGUUAGUAAUCUGAUCAGUCAAAUCCCAUUCCACAAACUUAAUGUAUAGCUCAAGAAACAAUGCUUGAUAUGGAGAGAGAGAGAGAGAAAGAGAGAGAGAGAGAGAGAGAGGGAGAGAGAGAGAGAGAUUGAGAGAGAGAGAGAGGUAGGUAGGCCUAAUAGUGGCUAGACAAGGAGACUAGGAUUCCACACUCUGGAGAUGAGCAAACAUGACAUAAUUUACUUCUUUCCUUUACUUAGACAUUGUUACUUUAGCUGUCAGAGGCAGUACAUGAACCACACCCACAAAUCUCCACUCCUGGGCACAAAGACCAGUGUCACCUUCACUGCAGAUGACAAAAAACAUUGGUUCCCUUGCCUUCUCUCAUAUGCCCCAACCAAGACACAUGCUCACAUUCACAGACUGACUCUUACCUUUGACUUUUGACUCACUCUAUUUUCAACGAAGUAUCACUUGUCUUUUUAGAAACACAAAUGUUAUUUUAGUAUUUAUCACGUAUGAAUCUCAAAAAUAUACUAGAUUAUACAUUAUAUGUUUGCUUCCUAUAAAUCUUUAUUUAACUAAUUUUAUGUACUUUCCAAGGUGUUCUACUGUGCAUUAUAAAGGUAUAGCAUUUGUGGUUGUUCAAAUAUAAUGAUUAUGAUCAUUUUGAUAAAAUUCACCAGACAUUGAACUCUAAGAAAUGAAAUACCUAUUACAAAAUUGCUUCAGUUGGAGAACAUAUGACCUACUACAUCUUAUUAUUAGUUGCAAUCUAUUCCAAAUAAAUAAUAGUCUGGGAGCAUCCGGACUUAAAUACUAUUUGAAACACAACUUCCAAAUGAAAUGCAAAGUAAAACAUUGUCCAUGGAAAGUAAAUAUGAAUUUCUGACAGAGCAUAAAAUAAUAUUGAGACAAUAAUAAAAUUAAGAAAUUUAAUUGUUUUAAAAUCUGUGUGUGAUUUUUACCCUUCAGUAAAAAUGCAUAGUUGAAUUUCUUGCUCCUAAAUUUUUCAUUUUAUAUAUACUCCAAUCUUUAAAAGAUAUACAUAAUCUGUUGAUGAUAAUGUCUUAUAAGUCCAAGAAAUUCACAAGUGGAAUUACUACAAAGAAGAACAUAGUUGUACAACAUUAAAACCUGCCUUGUUACUUUAAAAAGGGCAAAACAGCUAAAGUAUUACUCUACACCACAACUCUGCAUGAAUGAAGUUUUGAGCUAAUUCAAUGACUUUACCCAUAAGUUAGUUGACUUUCCUAGAACUGUAAUAGUAAGUGAUUUUCUUACAUUUUUUGUUAUGUGAUGAAUGUAACUUUGUGAUUAACCAGAAUUCUGACAAUCAUAUCUUGCUAACCUAUAAAUGUUAACUUCUUCCAUCACUUAUGAGCUUGCAAUUUUCAAAAUAAAGUGAAAGAGAGCCCUUUAUAAAUUGUAAGGUUACUGAGAAUUUAUUACACAUUUCCGGUAUUCCCCUAACAUUAUCAUAUUAUAGUUUCCUUGGGUCGAAUAUGCUUGGAAUGAAUUGUAGAACAUUAGUAUUGAUGAUAUUAUUACAACCAAUAUGUUGACGUCUAUUUUCAAGUGAAAAGACACACAGAAAGCAUAAAUGAGUUACACGUUGUGAUAUAAUUAGAUUUUGUGUUUUCUUCUGCCUUUGUAUCCACCCAUUAAUGGUAAUGAAAAUUAGUUAAAAUGCAUAUUUGGCAGCAAGAUUUUACGUCAAAAUUGAAAUUUACUCAACAAUGACUGUCCUGCAGUGAUGUGAUCCAUUUUCCGUUUGACAAUUCUUCUCAAUGACAGCAGUCUUUGUCAUUUUAAUGUAGAUCUGUCUAGAUAAACAUUUGCUGAGCCUCUUUCUCAAAACUUGGUGGUUAAAUAUCAACUGAGCCUUCUGGGUAGUUUACCAAAUGAUUUUUUUAAAAUUAAUAUUUACCCUCCUUAAGAAAGCAUACCCUUAAAGAAAGGGUAAAAUUUCUUAGUCCUGGAGAAAACAAACUGCAUUGUAGACCCAGAUCACACAGUCAGUAGUGUUAAAGUUCCCUUGAUGGGGAGGUAUAGCCACACAAACUUGUAAAAUAAAAAUUAAAAAAUAAAAAAUAACUAGGACCUUUUGAUGCUAUACGGUUUAGAAAAAAUCUUCAAGAGUGGAGUGAUAAUGAAAAUAUUCUUUCUAAAUAGUGAAUGAAAUAGAUUAUUCUGAAUAUCAAUUUGAGCCAUUUUCAUAAGAAAUUAAUGAUGUAAAAUUGUGGUGUUUCUUUCCCUUUUGUCACAAUUAAGAUCAUGCAGAAUUUUUUGCUGGGAAAAGAAUAUUUAUGAAUAAUGUAAUGGUUUAUAUAAGCUUAGGGCUGACAUCAAAGACAAUAUUUAAUAAAUACAUGCCACAGGGCACAGCCCCAAAGCAAUUACUCUGCUAUUUUUGUAACAUACAAACAAACCAGCUAUCUCUGUUUCCAUGUUACUCAAAAAAUGUUAGACAAAUUGAUCUAAUUUUGGAAUCCAUAUGGUGACUUAUUAAAAUUAAUGUUUGAGCAAGAACUGGCUAGAAUAUUUAACAUUCAUGGAAAUGUGAAUUGUUCUACUAUUUAGGCAUUUUAGGCUAUCUGGCUGUUGAUUGAUACUGAAUAUGAUCUCUAAGUCUAGUCAAUCACUAAAUGCUUAGUGAGUUCUUGCUACCUCCAACACACAAAUAAAGGACAUGCAAUAUCUUCUG
Messenger RNA from Mus musculus (house mouse), 10112 nucleotides. RefSeq names its product docking protein 6 (gene Dok6). The record is from RefSeq and is marked validated. The coding region runs from base 405 to 1400 and encodes 331 amino acids. Lineage: Eukaryota; Metazoa; Chordata; Mammalia; Rodentia; Muridae. The transcript has 8 exons. Gene Ontology annotation, biological process: regulation of intracellular signal transduction; enzyme-linked receptor protein signaling pathway.